AUGAUUUAAGGAUUACCAUGCUAUUGGAAUUCAGAAGUAGAUCAAUGUGAAUACAAAGAAAAAAAAUUAUAUGACGAAUGUUAGGAUAUUGAAGUUGCAUCUGGCAAUAUGAGAGCCUGUUUAGAUGUGGAAAGACCAGGACAAUUAUGUUAAUUUGUAGAUAAUCAAUGUAAAACAUUUAAUGAAGUACCAAGUUAAAAUAAUUGUUUAAACAACAUUAAUAAGGUUUCAUGCACCUAAUAAAUAAAAAAUGAAUGUUUCUGGGAUUUAUAAACUAUUAAAAUUAAAAAAACAUCAUUAGCCAAAUAAGAAACCGAAAUAACUAUUGGUGAAUGUAAAGUGUUCAAAGAGUUCGAUACUUGGAAUUGCUCAGAUCAACUUAGUUAUUUGUCUUGUCUUAAGAUUACUACGAAAGGUGUGUAAUGCUAUUGGAAUGAUGAGUAAUGCUAAGCAAUUCCAAUAAUAAAAGGGGAAAUAAUCACUCCUAAUACUUAUGUUUUGAUUAAUAGUAAUGCUUGUUCAUUAGUUAACAAUGGAGAUAUGGUCAGAUAUAAUUCAGAUACUUUAACAUGCAUUAAAGAUACCGAUUUUAAUAAUUUAACCUGUUUCCCAAUGACUCCUGGUCUCAAUAAAUAGGCUUGUGUUAAGAAUACCUUAUAGAAAUGCAGUUGGGAUGAAAAAAAUCGCACUUGUGUAUUUGAAGCCAAAAGACUUCUGGUCGAGGAGUAACUAUAAUCUCAUCGACUAUUAUAAUCAACAACCUGCAAAAGAGAUGGACUGGGACCACAACUGUGUUCUCAACUCUCUCUACAACUACCAUGUGGUUCAGGUGAAGUUGGUUGUGAUCUUAUUGAUAUCAAUACAGCCGUCUGUUCAGAUAAGGGACUUAACAAAUUUGCAUGUUUAAAUUUAAAGACUGGACCAUGUGCUUGGAUGGAGGAUUCAGAUGGUAAUUUUGUUUGCCAAGAGUACAUACCAUUUACUUCUUGUGAAUAAGUGCUUAUUGAUGUGAAUUCUUCCGUUUGUUCGUAUGUAUUAGAUGAUGCAUGUGUGUUUAACUAAACUCUUAAUAGAUGUCAAAUUCCUACUCAAACUUAUACGAAAUGUGAUGUUGAUGGAAUUAAUGCUGUCGCUUGUUCUUCGAUAAAUGGUUGCAUAUUUAAGAAUCAGAAGUGCCAGGCUUAAGAUCCAAACGUAAAUGUACUUUGCAAUUAGGCUGAAUUAGCUAAUUAUUAAGUAUGCACACUUGCUAUAGACAGAUGUAAAUAUAGUGAUUUAACUCAUGGUUGUAUUAAGUCUACGAUCACAGACAAUUGUAAUACGCUAGGCUUAAGUGCUUUAGGUUGUAAUGUCUUAGAUGAGUGUAAAUGGAGUGACUCUAAAUGUCAGUGUCUUGCUUAUCUUGAAUAGUUCCCUGUAUGUUCAACCAUUCUUGAAUAUAAUAAAUGCGAGAAUUUAGACUAUUGCUUUUUCGAAGUUUCAGAAUCCAAGACCAAUAAGGAUAUUACUUAGUAUUUGAAAAACACAAAUUAUGGUACUUGCAGAAAUAAAAAAUGUUCAGAUAUGAUUGCUAGCGAAUGUUAAGGAACUGUGAUUGGAGAUACUACUUGUUAUUUAAAUACUAAAUCACAGUGUUUACCUGCAAAUAACUGCAGUGAACUAAUUGCAACAUCUCUUGAUUGUUCUACUUAUAAAAUUAACAACUAAAGAUGCAAAAAUAAGACAUCAUUGACUGGUUGUGAGAAUCUUAAUUGCAAUUAUUUAGAUUAAGCCAAUUGUGAAUAAUUUAUCAAUGAGUGUGUUUUUGUUGGAUAUUGCAAAAUCAGAAGCUGUGAAUAUAUGGGAAAGACAUAAUGCUUAUAGAGUAACUGUGAUUGGGAUGAUUAAUAAGAAAAAUGUACAUUGCAAUUGGAUUGUUCGUAGAUCUCUACCAGUGACAAUUGCAUUCUUAAAAAAUAGCAAGGAAUUCAAUGUGCUUGGAUUGCAACUCUUAAUAAAGUUGAAGAAUGCACAUCUACUGGGUGCAGAUAUUUAGGUAUUUCUUAGGGAGAUUGCAUGGGUACACAUAUUGGAACAGACGUCUGUGUUUAAAUGAAUGAUUUCUCUUGUGUUUCAUGCGAAGAAAUCAAAGAUUCUUGUAUCUGUUUAAAUCAAUCCUUGUUCUGCUCUUAUGACAAUCUUAACAAAAAGUGUAGAUCAAAGAGUUGUCAACAUCACAACCAAGAUGACUGUCCAAGUACUCAUUGCAGGUUCAAUAAUUCAUCAAAGAUUUGCUAACCAUUAUGCCAAUACAACUAUAACCAGUUAUAAUGCAAUUAAGCUGAUGAAUGUGUUUGGGAUUCAAUCAAUAAAAUCUGCGCCUCCCAUUUAAGUAAUGUUGUUGCACCAUAAAUCAACUUACCAGCCCCAAAUAAUGCAAAUAUACUAAUGCCCAUCUUUCUAACAAUUGUAAUGAAUUUAUGA
Paramecium tetraurelia is the source of this 2463-nucleotide messenger RNA. RefSeq lists its product as uncharacterized. Lineage: Eukaryota; Ciliophora; Oligohymenophorea; Peniculida; Parameciidae. The record is from RefSeq and is a predicted model, not a curated record. The transcript has 2 exons.